This is a messenger RNA of Myotis daubentonii (Daubenton's bat), 2257 nucleotides long. RefSeq names its product SHC binding and spindle associated 1 like (gene SHCBP1L). Lineage: Eukaryota; Metazoa; Chordata; Mammalia; Chiroptera; Vespertilionidae. Gene Ontology annotation, biological process: spermatogenesis; male meiosis cytokinesis. The record is from RefSeq and is a predicted model, not a curated record. Gene Ontology annotation, cellular component: meiotic spindle.
ACCCGACCCACAACAUCCCCCUCCACUCCAACACCCCAUCCCCAACUCACGCCACCGGGACCCCCUCGAGCCCCCGCGCUCGUUGCGGGCUCGGAGGGCGCAGCUCGCCCAUUGGCCAGCGCGGCGCAGGCGGGAAAGGUGGCCAACGGCUCCAGCUGGCCCUCGGGGUGCAAGGAUGGCGUCGGGGUCCAGGUCUCCGGUACCUGAGGACUUGGACCGAACCAUGAGCCCCGGCGGGCGAGGCGAGGAGGUUGUCUCCACGCUCGGCCGGGACUUGGCGGCGGCGGAGACCCUGAAGAGCAGCGCGUCCCCGGUGCGAUCGGUGGUGGCCUCCUCUCGCCCGGUGAAGGGGAAAGCGGGCCGGGAGGCGGCCCGGCGGCGGCUGCAGCUGCUGCCCGCGUCUCAGGCCGAGGACCCGGGAGAGGGGGCCGCGGAGGAGGAGGAAGAGCCCCUUCCGUCGGUGCCCGAGGAAGAGGAGGAGGAGGAGGCGGCGGCGGAGGAGAGGGCGGAGGCGCAGCCAUUGCCGCCAGUGUGCGUGUCCCCCAUGCGGGGCAUGUGGCGGGAGGAGAAGGUGGCGCUCUUCUGCGACCAGGUGCUGCGGGGUUGUAAGGCAGAAGAUGCUGAUGAGGCUAUGAGUAACUACCUAUCAGAAAAAUUAAAGUUGAAAGACAAAUGGCUUGGAGUCUGGAAGACUAACCCUGAGUUAUUCUUUCUGAAAUAUGAAGAAGCUUCUAUCCCUUUUGUUGGUAUACUAGUUGAGGCAACUUGUACACCACGCCAGAGCUCAUCAUCUUGUUUCAGAGUGACUGUUUCUGUUGCUGAGCCUUUUUCUUCAAAUAUUGCAAAUAUUCCAAGGAAUUUGGUUAAUGAGGUUUUAGAAGAACUAGAGCAUAGUGUGCCUCUCUUGGAAGUGUACCCUGUGGAAGGACAAGAUUCUGAAAUACAUGAUAUUGCUUUGGCCUUGGAAGUUGUAAGGUUUUUUUAUGACUUUCUCUGGAGAGACUGGGAUGAUGAAGAACGUUGUGACGAUUAUACUGCCUUGAUUGAAGAAAGAAUUAAUUUGUGGUGUGAUAUACAAGAUGGAACAAUACCUGGUCCUAUCGCACAACGUUUCAAAAAAACUUUGGAGAAAUAUAAAAACAAGCGUGUCGAGCUCAUUGAGUAUCAGAACAAUAUUAAAGAGGAUCCCUCUGCAGCAGAGGCUGUUGAAUGCUGGAAAAAAUACUACGAGAUAGUAAUGCUCUGUGAAUUAUUGAAAAUGUGGGAAGAUUUACGCCUCCGAGUCCAUGGACCUUUUUUUCCAAGAAUUCUGAGGCGUAGGAAAGGAAAAAGAGAUUUUGGAAAGACUAUAACACAUAUUGUAGCAAAAGUGAUGACUACUGACAUGGUAAAGGACUUAUCUUCAGACACAUUUCUCCAACAGCAUGAUGAUUUGGAUUUGGCUUUGGAUAGUUGUUAUAGUGGAGAUACAGUAGUUAUUUUCCCAGGAGAAUAUCAAGCUGUCAAUCUUGCUUUAUUGACUGAUGACAUCAUUAUAAAGGGAGUUGGAAAGAGAGAGGAAAUUAUGAUUACUUCUGAACCUUCCCAUGACAGUUUUGUGGUGUCCAAAGCUGCUAAUGUGAAACUAAUGCACCUGUCUUUGAUACAACAAGGGACAGUGGAUGGCAUUGUGGUGGUGGAGGCUGGUCACAUGACUCUGGAGAACUGUGUAUUAAAAUGUGAAGGAACAGGAGUGUGUGUUCUUACAGGGGCUUCUUUGACAAUUAAGGACAGUGAAAUAAUCGGUGCCCAGGGUGCUGGUGUUGAACUGUAUCCUGGCAGCACAGCCACUUUAGAAAGGAAUGAAAUUCAUCACUGUAAUAACUUCAGAACCAAUGACAGUUCAAAAAGCAUCUUAGGUGGUGUUAAUAUGAAGGUUCUUCCUGCACCCAAAUUGAAGAUGACUAAUAAUCAUAUUUACAACAAUGGCUAUGGAAUAAGCAUUCUUCCACCAACAGAACAGUUUUUUAUUGUAGCAGAAACUUGCAACAAAGGGGCUGCUUCAGGAGACAAAAAAGACGAAAAUAGGCUCUCCAAAGUAAUGCAAAAUAUGAAUCUGGAAAUGAAUGAUAAUAAAAUAGAAGCAAACUUAAAGGGGGAUAUCAGAAUAGCCACAAAUUAAAGCACUGGGUUUAUGUUCAAGUUUUAUAUUUCAGAGAGUUUAAUAAAUUUCAUCUCCCACAGAAAUGGUAGUUCUAAUUAAAUUCAACUUAAUUAA